AUGGAAGGCUAAUAAUAAAUAGAAGAUAUUUAAAUAGAAUACUCUCCUACUAAGGAAGAGAUUAUUGAGUAUGCAAAAUAUCUAGGAAUGGAUAUUCAAAAAGAUUAACGAUAUUUAUACAUUGCAGAAGAGGGAUUGAGAGCUCCUCUUCCUGAAGGAUGGAAAGAAUACAUCACGCAAGAAGGAGAAAUAUAUUAUUUUAACUAGGAGAAAUAAAUGUCUUAAUGGGAGCAUCCUAGUGAUGAGUUUUACAAACAAAAAUUUAUGGAGUAAAAAAAUAAAGACUAGUUAGCUACGUAGUCGUUGCAGGAUUUUGUAGAAAAUGAUAUUUCUAAUUAAAACACUUAGUUUAUUUAAGAGCAAUAAUAGAAAUAAGUUCAAAAAAACGUUGUUAAAAAUUCUCCAAUCACAAGCGAAUCAAAUGUGCUUUAAAAAAAUAUUAAUUAAUUAAAGAUACAAAGUCCUAUAAAUAUAAAUUAAGCUUAAAUGUUAGGAAGACAAACUCCAAAGCAGGAGUAUUAUGAGUACGUCAAUUAAGCUGAGCUAAAGAUAAAUGAGUAUCAAUAAAAGAAGUCAAAUGAAUUAAAUGAACAGAUUGUUAAUUUAGAAAAUAUAUUUUAAGAGAAAAAGAAAUAGCUAAAACAGUAAAUUGAUUCGCAGUUGCAAACGUUUAUUAAUGCAUGGGAUGAAACAAAUGCAAAAUCGUUGAUAGAAAAUAAGACUGAAGAAGAAAUAAAUGUGUAAAGUGAGAAGGAGAAGAUUUUACAAUAAUUAUAAAUUAAUUUUAAUGAAUAAAAAAUUAUACAAGAAAAUAAAUUAAAUCAACAGUUCAAAGAAUUAAAAGAGUAAAUUUAGCAGAGAAUUGAGAGAAAAUAUCAAAUUCAAAUUGACAUGCUUGAGGCAGAGAAAAAGGAUUUUGAUGAUAUCAAUUAGAACAAGAGUUUUUUGAAUAUUUCUUAAAGAAAUAUCAAUAACACUCUAGUUUAGGAGCAGUAAAAGAUGAAACAAUAUUACCAAGAGUAAAUUCAGAGAUUUAAAGAUUAAGGCCAAGAGAAUUUAAAAUAUGCAAUUUAAGAUUACAAAGGUAAUCUAAACAUUCAGCUUUAGUAAAAGAGACAGCAAAAGCUAAGGGAAAUGAAGGAAAAAAUAGAUUUAGCAAAUGAACAAAAAAAGGAUAAAAUAAGAAAAGAGAUUCAAGCAGAAUUCGAGUUAAAAAAAUUUGAGCUAAAAAAGUAAUAUGUAGUUGAAGAAAAAGCCUUAGAGUAGCAAGAAAGAAUAAAGAUAGAAGCAGAAUACUCAAAUGAAGUAUCAAAAUUGGAGUUAAAAUACAUUGAAGACUUAUAAAAGCUGAAGCAAUCGGAGGAGAUGUAUUAUCUCAAAAAGCAAGAUAGACUUCUUAAAAUAUAAAAUGAAAUACAAUAAAAAUACGAAAUGCAAGAAAAAGAAUUAGUUGCAAAACUCGAAAGAAAAAUUUAGAAGUUGGAAGAUGAGUAGCUAGAUUUAUAGAGCAAAUUGAAUACUAAAAAGAUUUACUCAAAAAAAUACGCUGAACUAAAGAAUUUAGAAUUAUAAUUAAACGAUAAUAUUAAACAGCAAAAUGAACAAAUUAAACUCACUCAGGAGUAGAUUGAGUCUGAUAAAGAGAAUAUAUCAGGUUUUUAAAAUUAAAUUCAAGAAAAAUUGCAGGAAUAUUAAAAAUUAUUGCAGGAAUAAAACUAAUUUAAUAUUCCUAGCUCAUAAAAUAUUUAUGCUUAGGAGAGAAGGGAGCAGUAAUUAAUUGAUAAGGUUAGCAAGCUAAAAGAUGAUUUUACCUAAAUUCAAAGUGAUUAGUUUAAUGCUAAUAAUUAUACUAUUUCUUAGGAAAACGAUAUUUUGAAAAACAGAGAUAUUAAUUUAAUCAAAAAAGGAACAUUUGUGAUAAAAAAUAAUGAAAAUGAAUAAAACUCUACUUUGUCAAAAGAAAAAGAACAACUUUAACAUCUAAAAAAAGUUAUUGAGCAAAAAUUAGAUGAAAUUCAUAGACCUCAAGUUGAUAAUUAUUUAUCAAUUCCUAAACAAACACCAAGUAAUAAUGAAGAUGAGUCUUUUAUUAGAAAAAGACAUUCUCAAUUUGAGAGCUCUCAAUUUUAACAGUAAAAAAGAUUCUCUUCUUACGAUAGAGCUUAUUAAACUCAGAGUUAGUAAGGAUUUUAUUAGGAUUCCAGAAGACAAGACAUGCAGUUUUAAACCUCAAAAGAAGAUUAAAUCAGUCAGCUCAAAUAGCAGCUUGAGCAAAUAAAAAAUUAAGUUAUGGCAAAUGAAUAGAAGAGAAAAAAUUUUCAAAAGUAAACUCCACCUUUGAUUCCUUCUCAUAAUCUUAAAAACAGAGAACUUUCUUUGGAUGAUUUUACAAAUAAGAGAAUUAUUACUCCAAGUCAUUAAGGAACUAUUUAGUUUAAUAAAUUUGGAGAAACAAGUAGAAUUAAUAGCCAUAACUAGUCAGUUUAGAGUUUUAAAGCAGCAAACAACCAAAACCAAUCGCCUUUUUACUAGUUGAAAAAAGAUUGGAAAACAAUUAUGUCACUAGAGUUUGAAAAGCUUAAAUUAGAGUCUGAUGGUGUAAAAAAAGACAAAGAAAUUCUGAGUCACUAAAUUCAAACAACAAAAGAAGAAAUAAAAAGCUUAAAAAGAGGACAAAAUGAAUUUUUAUUGCACGACUUAUCAAAAAAUAUAUAAAACACUGUCAAAAAUGCAGAAAAAGUUUUAAAAUAAAAACUCAUUGGCCAGGAAAAUCAUAAAAUAAGCUUACAAAAAAAAGAAUUGGAAUUAAAUUAAAAGAAACGCAUGCUUGACAAUAUUUAAAUAAAAUUAGAAACAAUGAAUCAUUCAGAUGAAGAAGACGAAAUAGAAAGCAUGUAUGAAGAAUACAAAUAGUUAUCAAGAGAAGAACAUUAGAAAUAUUCAACAUCUAUUAACAGCUUUAAUUAUGAAAGCUAGUAAACUUAUCAAGCUUAAAGGAAAUAAUACCAACAAGAGUAGUCAUACUUAAAUAGAUAAAAAAAUAAAUAUUAGAAGUUUGCACAUUAAAACGGUUAAAGCUUCUAAGAAUAUGAGCUGGAUGAGCAAGAAGAAGAAGGUAUUACUCAGUAAAGUGAUUAAGAUUAAUUAGAACAUCAUUCUUCAUGGGAAGAUAAUAACGAAGACGAUUUUAAACAUGCAAACUAAAGCUUUUAAUAGAGAAUUAUUUCUGCCAAAUAUUAAUCACUCCAACCACCAAACAAAUAUAGCAAAAUAGGACAAGAAGUCUACAUCUAAGGAAAAAUGAAGCAUUACUAAGAUCUUCUAUCAAAAUAUACAAUUAAUUGA
Molecule: messenger RNA, 3345 nt
Organism: Tetrahymena thermophila SB210
Lineage: Eukaryota; Ciliophora; Oligohymenophorea; Hymenostomatida; Tetrahymenidae
Product: WW domain protein
Exons: 11
Molecular function (GO): protein binding
Source: RefSeq, a predicted model, not a curated record